Molecule: messenger RNA, 714 nt
Organism: Recurvomyces mirabilis
Lineage: Eukaryota; Fungi; Ascomycota; Dothideomycetes; Mycosphaerellales; Teratosphaeriaceae
Gene: CAP1
Product: F-actin-capping protein subunit alpha
Exons: 4
Coding region: 1-714 (237 amino acids)
Biological process (GO): actin cytoskeleton organization; barbed-end actin filament capping
Cellular component (GO): actin cortical patch; F-actin capping protein complex
Molecular function (GO): actin filament binding
Source: RefSeq, a predicted model, not a curated record
AUGAGCUCCAAGUCCAGCACAGUAGCUUCAUUUGUCGAGGCAGCACCCCCGGGAGAGCUCUCGAAUGUUGUCGCAGACAUCAAAGCAUUGUCCCCGAAUGAGGUCUCGUCGUUAGGCCCAGCAUUCCAGAAGUACAACGAAGAGCAAUAUGCUACGAUCAAGAUCCCUGGCAGUAGCGAGGCGACCGCUUCAGGAGCGCAAUCGCAUCCACUAGAAUCACCACACGCCGACACCAUCAAAUCACUACAGAAAUCCUUCUCUGCAGCAGCAUCCGAGCACUUCCCGUCCUCCACAAUCGGCAUAUACCCCAACGACUCCAACUCAAGCAUCGCCAUCCUCCUCGUAGCGAACAAAUACUCACCUCAGAACUUCUGGAACGGCCGAUGGCGCUCUACAUACCACCUCACUCCCUCCAACAACAGCGUCACUGGCUCAAUCAAGGUGGACGUGCACUACUACGAAGACGGUAACGUGAGGAUGAGCACAAGCCGAAAGGUUGAGCUCAGCAGCAGUAGCGCGGAUGGAAUAGUAAGGGAGAUUGCAAAGGCGGAGAAUAAGUUCCAGGAGGAGCUGAACAGGGCGUUCACGACAUUAGCAGAGGGCAGCUUCAAGGGUUUGAGAAGGCAGCUGCCGGUGACACGACAAAAAGUGGAAUGGGAGAAGAUUGGUGGGUAUAGAUUAGGACAGGAUAUCGGUGGUGGGCGCUCGAAGUGA